AAACAAUUUGGAGCCUUUGAUAAGCAAUCGUGUUGAAUAAUUGUUUUAUAAAAGCGCUGGAAGUUGAACAAUAAUGUAGAUUGCAUAACGAAGCGAUUAAAUGUUUCUUACACUCCAUACAUUCGCUUUAGUUCCACUUGUUGUUGAUGUGUGAAAAACUUAUCGAAUAACAGUUUAUAAAACGUUGUUUAAAAAUUGGAUUAGAUCGCUUCCCAUUCAUUUAAUAAACAAUCUAUGAAAAGCGGGUUCUAUUAAUUUGGAAGCGAUUAUUCAAUGUGUUCCAAAAAAUGCCAAACAUGUUGAUAUAAUGGUGAACAGAGUUUAUAUAAUCAUCUCAUACAGCAGCAAAAUCAUAGCUUAACUACUAGCUGAAGUGAUGUAACUACAAACUGUUAAUAAAUGUUUAUACCAAGAACGUUGAAUAGAAUUAAAACAACAGUAUAAUACGAUGAAUAAUCAUCUAUGAUUGCCAAAACGUUUAUUAAAAUGUUAAUCAACAUAAACAAAUAAUUUAUAAUUUUGUUUUUAUUAGAUCGCUCAAACAUAAACGAAAACUUCAAUUCAGUCGAAGUCACAGAUCAUUACUUCAGAAACAUGGAUAUUUCAUUCAAAAAAUACAAAAAAAGUAGCACAUAUUACCGAAAACUGAAGUUGGCAAGUGAAAAAUAUCGGUUCAUGUUCAAUAAGUUACAUGUAAAGCGAAACACAGCGAGAAAUCCAGUCCUAUCAGCAGCCAUCAAGAAAGCAACGGUAGCAGGUCAAGGUCUAACUACCUCCUCUGGGACAUUGGCUACGAAUACUGAACCAGCUUUUGUCAGUUUACCAUCGAUUCCAUCAAAUCCAAUGCCUGAUAAUUCUGUUCCAGAAAUCCCAGGACAGCUCCAGCAUUCAACUGCCGUAGCAGACAACUCAAACGGUAUCUUAUUAGAGGAACAGCGAGUUGACCUGCAUUGUGAAUCGUCGAGCUUAGGAUCCGGAAAAUCCCGUGAAGCUCUAAGAUUGUGGUCUCUCCGACAUAACAUAAACCACAAUGCGAUAAAAGAUUUGCUAGGAGUGCUAAAAGACAACUACAACGAUACCUGCUUACCAUCGGACCCAAGGACCCUUCUCGAAACACCUCCGAAUAUUGGACAACUUUGCUAUGAGAUCCCAGGCGGCAAAUAUUGGCACCAUGGACUAGUGACUUGCAUUGAAAAGUGGUUCGAAAAUUUAUCAAGUGAUUUGAGCAUUAGUAUCAAUAUCAACAUCGAUGGCUUGCCCAUACACAAAAGCUCAAAAUUUCAACUUUGGCCAAUUCUUUGCAACGUUUUUGAAAUGCCGGAAUUAACACCGUUGCCUAUUGGAAUUUUUUUGGGGAAAACAAAACCGACAGAUCUUAAUGCAUUCUUAACACCAUUCGUGAAUGAAGCAAUACCUUUGAUCCAAAAUGGGGUUCCCGUUAAUGGUCACACCGUAAUGGUUAAGAUUCGUUGUUUCAUCUGUGAUUCUCCAGCUCGCGCUUUUGUUAAAGGUAUGAUCACAGACAAACAGACGUAACACUCUGAUAUUUUGCAUCGUACACCGAUUUAACGGUCUAUUUAAAAAUUUGAUAGUUGGCCAACUGACCAACCGUGGCGCUCGCAUCGUUUUUGCUCGAGUUUGACGUUUGCACACUACCGCCACCUAGUUGAUGGUCGGCCAAACUCAGUCAUUUUAGCAUUGGGCGAAAAUGUUUCCUAGACUAU
Molecule: messenger RNA, 1724 nt
Organism: Aedes albopictus (Asian tiger mosquito)
Lineage: Eukaryota; Metazoa; Arthropoda; Insecta; Diptera; Culicidae
Exons: 2
Coding region: 595-1536 (313 amino acids)
Source: RefSeq, a predicted model, not a curated record